AUGGAUCAACAAGAGGAUGCAUGUCAAGAAUUUUUGGGAAUGCUCAAGAAAUAUGACAGGGUAGCGGCAGGAGACGCUGCCAAAUUCAUUGGAGAAUUCAGAGGCCUAGCGGACCUCAUGAAUUCAACCGAUGGUGAACUAAUCCUGGCAAUCAGAGAUCAAUUGCACAAGGAAAUUAGAAAUGUCCUUGCGGCCAGAGGAAGUUCCCAGUGGCCCAAGAAAUGGUCAGAGUACUGUGAUUACGUACUUGACAUUUGCAAAGACAUGGGUAUUCACCAGUCGGUAUCAUCAAUGGGACCCACAACCAAAGAUCCGAAUGCCAUGGAGGUGGAUAAUACAUCCAAGCAGAAGCAGUCUGGCACCAGACAGACUCAACAGCAAAGGAGCACUCCUGACCCAAGGAAGCGACAGGAGGGCAAUGCUUUGAGUAUGCAGGAAGUGCAGAAAAAGGGUGUAUGCUAUAUUUGCGGCAAGCCGGGACAUUGGGGCAGAACAUGCCCGAAUAAGAAAACAGGAGACUCUGCGGUAAAACCCGCAGCAGCAAACAUGACUUCUAAUACUGGAGUUAGCAAAGGGAAAUUGCCAGAUUUCUCUAAACCCCACGACGAUGAUUUGGAUGUAGAAAUUCAAGUUGUGCGAAAAUCUAAGGGAACUGGCAACCCUCCGAAACCAGUAAAGGCCAUUGAAGCGGCAGCAGUUGCAAAAGAAGUAACAUCUGGCCCUUCAAAGAAGAAACACCGGAAGGUCAACAUCACGAAGAUCGCUGAGCCUUCACGCUCGCCAAGUCCGUCUGGUCAUAUCUCGGAGAUUGACUCAGAUGAGGAUAACGAGCAGGGUUUUGGUCAACACCUGUUGUAG
This is a messenger RNA of Fibroporia radiculosa, 858 nucleotides long. RefSeq lists its product as uncharacterized. The record is from RefSeq and is a predicted model, not a curated record. Gene Ontology annotation, molecular function: zinc ion binding; nucleic acid binding. The transcript has 2 exons. Bases 1 to 858 code for a protein of 285 amino acids. NCBI's taxonomy places the organism in Eukaryota, Fungi, Basidiomycota, Agaricomycetes, Polyporales, Fibroporiaceae.